AUGGGUUAUGUAAAUGAUGGCAUGUAUAGAGUAAUUGAUGGAAUAAAAAAAAAAAUCAAUGACAAGAAGAGACUAUGGGAGCCUUAUGUUAAUAUUAUCAAGGAUCGUUGGGAUAAUAAAUUCUAUAGAGAUAUUCAUGCUACUGCUUAUUGGUUGAAUCCUGCAUUCCAAUAUGACACAUCCACUCUUAAUAAGAGGCUAGAGACACAAUUUGCUGUGACAGAUGUUAUUGAAUCAAAAGUUUCAGUUGGUCGGUUGAAGUUGGUGGAGGAAUUAAGGCUAUUUCGAGAGCAUGAGUGGUGGAAGUUGUUUGGAUCUUGUGCUCCAACCUUACAAAAGUUUGCAAUUCGGACCCUUAGCCAAACAGCUGCCUCUUCGGGAUGUGAGCGGAAUUGGAGUGUUUUUGAACAAAUACAUACCAAAAGAAGAAAUAGAUUGGAGCAUCAACGACUUAAUGAUCUUGUGUUUAUUCAUUAUAACUACCGAUUGAAAGAAAGAGUCAAAAGGAAGAAGUUCAAUUUUGAUCCUAUUGAUUAUGCAAGUAUCGAUAAAACUGAAUUUUGGGUAGUGGAAGAUGAGGAACCUCCAUUUGUUGAUCAUGAGGAGAUAGAUAAUGCAUUAUAUGAAGAGGGAGCCUAUCCAAUUGAAGGAGGGUCUUCUAGCCAUGUACAAAGAGAUGAUGCUCCUCCCGGAUUUAGAUAUAAAAAUCAUCCUAUUCAUGUUGAAGAUGAAGAAGAUGAAGAUGAGAAUGAUGAUAAUGAUGCUAGUGGUGAAGCAUUUGGUUCACAUGAUGAUAUUGAUUUCAAUUUUCUUCAUAACAAAUGA
Quercus robur (English oak) is the source of this 825-nucleotide messenger RNA. RefSeq lists its product as uncharacterized. The transcript has 4 exons. Bases 1 to 825 code for a protein of 274 amino acids. Gene Ontology annotation, molecular function: protein dimerization activity. Lineage: Eukaryota; Viridiplantae; Streptophyta; Magnoliopsida; Fagales; Fagaceae. The record is from RefSeq and is a predicted model, not a curated record.